Molecule: messenger RNA, 2967 nt
Organism: Protobothrops mucrosquamatus (brown spotted pit viper)
Lineage: Eukaryota; Metazoa; Chordata; Lepidosauria; Squamata; Viperidae
Product: cilia- and flagella-associated protein 44
Molecular function (GO): protein binding
Source: RefSeq, a predicted model, not a curated record
AUACAAGUGAAAAACCAGAAGAGGUACCAACUGUAGCAGAACAGCAGCCGGAAGAGAUCAAAGAAGCAUCAGCUGAAACUAAAUCAUCUCCAGAAGGAGAAGAAGGAGAAAAGCUAGCUGAAGAUGAGUAUGAGGAGGCAGGAAGUGCUGCAAGUGAAGAAGAAGAACCACCACCAGAACCAGAAAAACCCCCAGAACCAGUGAAGAAGAAGAAAAAAGAAGUAGUAGAGAAGAAGAUCUCUGAAAAUUUCUAUUAUAACUAUGAAGAACUGUGCUCUUAUCCCUAUAUAACUCCAGAUUCUGGCAUACCGGUGAACCUGCUCUCUCUUAUGCAUUCUUUUGGAUAUGACUGCACUAGACGAGCAAACCUCCAGAUGCUGGAUAGUCAGAUUCUCCUCUACAUAGCUGGAAGCCAGUUAGUUCUUCUGGAUUUGAAAUCGAAUUAUCAGAGAUACCUUCGAAGCACAGGUGGUGGAGGGAUUGGUGUAAUCACGGCACACCCGGACAGAACUCAUUUUGCAGUAGGAGAAAAAGGUUGGAAGCCCAACAUGGUUAUCUAUGAGUAUCCUUCUCUAAGACCAUACAGAAUAUUACGAGGUGGAACAGAAGAGGCAUAUGCAUUUGCUGACUUUAACCGUUCUGGCACCCUGAUAGCCACUGUAGGGAGUAGCCCUGACUAUACAUUGACAGUCUGGGACUGGAAACAGGAAAAGAUUAUAUUGAGAUCAAAAGCAUUUUCACAAGAUGUUUAUAAAGUUACUUUUUCUCCUGAAAAUGAAGAACAACUUACUACAUCUGGUUCAGGCCACAUCAAGUUUUGGAGAAUGGCUCUCACUUUUACUGGCUUGAAAUUACAAGGGGCAUUAGGUAGGUUUGGAAAGACAUCACUGACAGAUAUUGAAGGAUAUGUGGAGCUGCCAGAUGGUAAGGUACUUUCAGGUUCAGAAUGGGGUAAUUUGCUUCUUUGGGAAGGGGGACUCAUAAAAGUGGAACUCUGUCGACCUGGCCGUAAAAAUUGUCAUAAUGGUCCUAUUAAUCAGUUAAUUCUGGAUGAAGGAGAAGUGAUCACUGUUGGAUCAGAUGGAUACAUCAGGGUUUGGGAUUUUGAAACAAUAGACACAGCUGAUGUUGUGGAUGAUACUGGACUUGUAGAGAUGGAACAUAUAAACGAACUUUUAGUUGGUAAAAAUGUCAGUCUGAAUUUUAUGAUGAAAAUUCAUGAACGGGGAGAACCAUAUUGGUAUGCUCAGGAUUUCAAUGGAGCCAUAUGGAAGCUUGAUUUAAGUUUCUCGAAUGUUACACGUGAUCCAGAAUGUCUGUUUACUUUUCAUUCUGGAAAGAUAGAAGCCAUAAGUGUAUCUCCAGUUACAUAUAUCAUCGCAACUACUGCUCUUGACCGUUCAGUGCGUAUUUAUGAUUACAUUGGCAAGAUGCAAUUAGCUGAUAUGAAAUUUAAACAGGGAGGAACAGCACUUACCUGGGCUCCAACAUUGGUAAAUCCCAAAGGAGGUAUUAUUGCUGUAGGUUUUCAGGAUGGCGUUGUUCGCAUAAUUGAACUUUAUAAUCCCAAAGGACUGCCUGUCAUUGCUGGACGGGAAAAUGUAGGAGAUGCAGCCUUGCGUCUGAAACAGGCUUUUAAACCUCAUGUGUCUGUAGUUACAGCUUUGGCCUAUGAACGUAACGGGGAAGUGCUAGCCACAGGGAGCAAAGAUAAAACUGUUUUCUUCUUUACUGUUGACGAUAAAUAUGAACCUAUUGGAUUCAUUAGUGUUCCAGGACCAGUACAGGCAUUACAAUGGUCACCCCAUUCUCAUCCAGAGAGCAAGCUCCUUAUCCUUUGUCAGAAUGGCAUCGUUGUUCAGGUUCCUGCUCCAGACCCUAUGGCCUACGAUGCAGUAACUACCUAUAGGAUCAAAGAUCUACCUGCAGAAUAUUUUCGUUUCUGGAGCAUCAAAUCUCGGAUAUUGAGAGAAGAGGAAAUUAAACACAGAGAAAAAAUUAAACAACAGAAGGCGAAAGAAAAGGAGCAAUGGAUCAAAAAACAGCUGGAUCAGGGGAAAACGCUAGAAGAAAUAGAACUGCCCGAAGAAGCACCUGUUGAAGAGGAACCACUUCCAGAAAUCUACAUCCCAGAAACUCCAAGUCCCAUCCUUUGUGGAUUUUACUCUGAUCCCGGGAGAUUUUGGUUAUCGUUGGGAGAAUACGACACAGGAUUUUUGUAUCAUUGUGCAUUUUCCUCUGAGCAGCAGCAAAAAGAUCCCGAGACUCGGCAGGAUGAACCCUUUGAUGUUAUCCCUAUUGAAGAUGCAGAUGAAACUCCCAUUCAUCGCAUCACAUUUUGCUCCACAGGUUUACUAAUGUUUUGUGGAAUGCAGAAUGGAAUAGUGAGGAUUUAUCCUCUCCAUAGCAAAGAACUCUGUGUGGACAACAUAGCUGGAUAUUGGUCCUUCAGUUUGCAUGAUAAUGACUAUGGGCAAAUUCAAGGGAUAUACUCCAGUUUUGAUGAUCGAUUUCUAGUAACUUGUGGAGCAGAUGGCAACAUCUUUGCCUAUAACAUUCUUUCUGCUGAGGAAGUUAAGAAAGUCCUGAAGACUAAAGUGCCUUCUCCAAGAAGUGGUCUUGACAAAGAGAAAGUAGCAGAUGAUAUUGAGGAUAUAUAUGCCUACAGUAUUGAGAAUGCCAAGCAAAAAAGAGAAUAUGAUCAGAUAAUGAGUACUGCAGAAUAUAAGAAAUAUUUGAAGAGAAAAGAACUGGUUUUAUUCAGGCAGGAGUUUCAGGAAUUGCUCCGGAUCAAUAGUGAAUUGCCCAAACACAUGCAGCUCCUUAGAGAAGUAUGUAUAUUGAUUUCUUUUCUUCAUGGGGAAUAAGGGUUAAUGUGGGGUUGUACCUUGAGUUUUAUGAUGAGUUAGCAUUUAUUUUUUAUUGUUGGGUUCCACUGUAUGUUCUAACUGCUUAAAUUGCUUUUUA